ACACUUUUCUCUAACUGCCACUUCAUUCACGCCAAGCAUAUGCUCUUCAAAUAUUCUUAACCCAAUUGUUGCUAAUAAAAUCUCACAAAGUUCAUAUGUUUCAUUAUAUAUAUUUUUUUGAUUUUUGUGAUGUGGGUAUUCUAGAUUUGAAGUCCCCUAACAAUACCCAUAUUUUAUUUUUUUUGGUUUUAAUUGAUUAACACGAUCAAAAUGAAAUUUGGCAAGAGAUUGAAGCAACAUGUUCAAGAAACAUUGCCAGGGUGGCGUGAUAUGUAUUUGAAUUACAAGGAUUUGAAGAAGCUUGUUAGGUUGAUAUCUUCAUCUUUGGAGUAUGGAAAAUCCGAAGCUCAAUUCGUGUAUCUUUUGAACAAUGAGAUAGAGAAAUUUAAUGUAUUCUUCAUGGAACAAGAAGAGGACUUCAUUAUUCGUCACAAGGAAUUACAACAAAGAAUAAAAAGGGCGAAUGAGAGUGAACCAUCAUCAGAAGGAGAGUAUGAAGAACAAAUGGCAAAAAUCAGAAAAGAUAUGGUUGACUUCCAUGGUGAAAUGGUGCUUUUAGUCAACUACAGCAACAUCAAUUACACCGGAAUGGCAAAAAUUCUAAAAAAAUACGACAAACAAACCGGAGGAUUGUUGCGUUUGCCAUUCAUCCAAAAGGUCUUGGAGCAACCUUUCUUCACCACAGAGCUCAUCUCAAAGCUUGUGAAAGAAUGUGAAACCACCAUGGAUGAGCUUUUUCCGACAGGGGUAGUGGCAGAUGAGAUGAAAGAGGCGGCGAUAAUGAUGGUGGGAGAAGGGAUUUUCAGAAACACUGUUGCAGCAUUGAUAACAAUGAAAGAGAUUAGAAAAGGAAGCUCAACUCAAAGUCAUUUCUCUCUUCCGGCUUUAAAUUUGCCUGAUACCGAGCUUAUUCGGUCCUUUCAACCCAAGUCACCCAUACCUAUUAUAUAACUUGAAAUUUUGGUUUCAGUUUUAGCUAUAUUAUUAGUAAGACCUCUCAAUGUAUUUGGUAUUAAAAUGUUUCAUAGUCUAUGGAAAUAUUAGAACUUGUAUUUUAACUCGUUAUCAACUAGCACAAAGAGUGGGGCAAUUGAACAUGUGAUGUGUUUUCUAAUGUUGGAAUGUGGCCUUUAAUUUGUAACAUCCAUGUUUUAAUGAGAUAAAUGUAUUUCGAUA
Lactuca sativa (garden lettuce) is the source of this 1176-nucleotide messenger RNA. It is a transcript of the gene SPX3, whose product is annotated as SPX domain protein 3. Gene Ontology annotation, biological process: cellular response to phosphate starvation. The record is from RefSeq and is a predicted model, not a curated record. Lineage: Eukaryota; Viridiplantae; Streptophyta; Magnoliopsida; Asterales; Asteraceae.